CUCAAUGAAGAGCAGACUUUGGUUCUCAAACAGUUGGCAGAAAUUGUGGAUGAAUUUCUCGGAAUUGCUGAUGAGGAACUUGCUCAAACAGUAUUCGACAUUGCGAGUUCUUCCAGCGACCAGGAAGAGUUCCUACGGAAUCUGCAAAAACAGCUCAGUGCAUUCAACUUUCCCAAAAAGAUAGCACUCAAGUUUUGGUGGGCCUACGAGACCUACGAAACUGCCGUAAUGAACAAACGCAAACGGGAGUACUCCCCAAAAUAA
Dibothriocephalus latus is the source of this 264-nucleotide messenger RNA. Lineage: Eukaryota; Metazoa; Platyhelminthes; Cestoda; Diphyllobothriidea; Diphyllobothriidae. The record is from the annotation of a GenBank genome assembly.